Messenger RNA from Pseudogymnoascus verrucosus, 1429 nucleotides. RefSeq lists its product as uncharacterized. Lineage: Eukaryota; Fungi; Ascomycota; Leotiomycetes; Thelebolales; Thelebolaceae. Bases 354 to 1268 code for a protein of 304 amino acids. The record is from RefSeq and is a predicted model, not a curated record. The transcript has a single exon.
CCCAACCACAAGGGUGCUCCGCCAACGCACGGCCCACACCACUCAAUCCCAUCUUUUCGAUGAUCCAACACAAACGUUGCUAUCGAGGCUGAGAUGGCUCAUACGAGGCUUGAGGUGGGAUGAGAGUGGAGAUGAGAUGAGUGCCCGGCGCGGCCGUUGGCCACAUCGGGAUGUCCAGCGCGUUGAAGGUGAGCAUAUAAGCUUUUCUAUUCCCCGUCUUGGUAACCUUAUCACUUCAUCAUUCACUUCACUCCGUUGUCAUACACUUCAAGCUCCAUUGCAAAACCGCUCUUCCAUCCCACGCCCGUGGACAGCAUCUCGCCCCUCAUCCAUCACACCCUCUACUCUCAACAAUGACUCCCCUAACCUUCCGCAACGGCAUCUCCAUCGCCCUCCUCGUCCUCUACGCCCCCCUCCUCCUCCUCGGCGCCUUCCUCUCCAAACGCCAUGGCUUCGGCCGUUCCUCAGGCUGGAUCUUUCUCGUCAUCUUCUGCACCCUUCGCAUCCUCUCCGGCGCCCUAAACCUCGCCAUAAUCAACUCCCCCACCUCCACCUCCCUCCACACGGCCUACCUCAUAACCAACUCCGUCGGUCUCUCCCCCCUCCUCCUUGCCUCCCUCGGCCUCCUCAACCGCGCUAUCGAAUCCAUCGAGCGCCGCGCCCACUCAGUGACUAUCACGCCGCGCCUGAUCCGCCUGAUCCAGCUCCUCAUCAUGAUUGCUCUCAUCCUCGCCAUCGUCGGUUCCAUCAACCUCACUGAUGCCAAAACUGACGGCGAUGUCCACGAUGCGCGAACACUCGUCCAGGCAGCCGUUGGACUCUUUAUCGCUGGCUACGUCAUCCUGUGUCUCGCGACCGUGCGAGUGCUCUUUUCCAUCUCGUCGGCCGAGGCAGGGGAGCGACGUCUCAUUCCCGCGCUUGCGGCUGCGCUGCCAUUUCUGCUUAUACGUGUCGUCUAUGCAGGCGUGGGAGCGUUCGGGAACGAUGCGAAGUUCAAUGCUGUGACGGGGAGUGAUGCGAUUUUCCUGGUUAUGGUGGUGCUUAUGGAGUUGGCGGUGGUUAUCAUCUUUGAGGGCGUGGGUAUCACGCUGAAGGCUAUUCCAAAGGAAGAUAGGGGGAAGGUGGGGGAUUAUAUGGAGAUGCCGUUGACUGGGGGGUUGGUGGGCAAGUUUGUGGGUGGGAGGAGGCAUGAGUCCAGGAGGCAUGGGUCGAGAAGGGGUGAGUCGAGGAGGGGCCAGCCAGUGGCGGAGACGAGGUAUGGCGCGUAAGUGGAGGUAGAAAGGGUGAGUUUUGCUUUGGUCAAGUUUGAAAGCGGAGGGUAGCGCGGGUAAUUCGUCAGAGGGGUAUUUGGCUUAUGUACAGCGAAGAUAGAUACCACUACGUAUUUCAUAUUAGCAUAUAGACUAUAUAAUUCAUUAUUCGUUUAUCU